Molecule: messenger RNA, 3715 nt
Organism: Vigna angularis (adzuki bean)
Lineage: Eukaryota; Viridiplantae; Streptophyta; Magnoliopsida; Fabales; Fabaceae
Product: autophagy-related protein 18f
Exons: 8
Coding region: 625-3447 (940 amino acids)
Biological process (GO): autophagy; response to starvation
Cellular component (GO): cytoplasm
Molecular function (GO): protein binding
Source: RefSeq, a predicted model, not a curated record
AUUAUGCAUUUAUUUUAUCUGAUUUUGCCUCCUUGUUAUCCUGUUUUUCUCUCUCUACCUUUCUGUUUUUUCAUCUCCUCUCUGAUCUCUUCCUGUUUUCAGGUUAUUUCCGGGUUUCUUUUCCAAAACCCUAAAAUCUCAUUAACGAAUUCUGUUUUCCUUUAAUUUUCGAUCAAUCUUCUCUACUAUAAGUAAAUAGUUACUCAUAUUUUUUUAAUUAAUUAAUACUAAUAAUUCCAUAUUAUUUUCCCACUAUUUGUAUUAUUAUUUCAUUUGUGAUGAUCAUAAUCAUUGUCCAUAAUUUGUAACUUAACCCGGGAAUUUUAGUUUUUAAUAUUUUCGUGGGUUUCAAUCAAAGUUAGAAGAAAGGAAUAAGUUUUGAAAUUUGUUCUUUUUUAUUUUAAUUUUUCAAUUUCUGUCUUGCCGAACCGUUUCCCUCUUGUCAUCGUUGUGUUUUUUCGGUGUUUUUGUUUCGAGGGAAAAAAACGGGAGGAGGGGAAAGAUUUUGGAGGCAAGUUUUGUUUUGGGGUGGUUGUGAUUUAGAUUGUUUCGGCUUUUGGCUUAUUUUUUUUCAAAACAAAAAAUCGUUUUUGUUUUGGUUCUUGAUGGUGGAGGAAGGGUGUGAUGAUUGAAUUUAAGGAUGGAUUUGAAGAAUCACUGGUGACCCUUUUGUUGUUGUGUCUGUGGAUAGCUGUUAUUUUCAUCUCUUUGGUUUUGGGGAUGAGUAGAAAUGAUGACCAGAAACAACAGCACCUUCUUCACGGAGGUGUUGCUGCUGGUAGUGGCGGCAAAACCAACAGCAAGAACAACCGCAAUGGCUUUAUUCCCAGCACCUUUCGUACUUUCUCUGGUUACCUCAAGAUUGUUUCAUCAGGUGCUUCUACCGUCGCUCGGUCAGCUGCUGCCUCCUUUGCAUCGUCGAUUUUGGAUAAGCAUGGGGAUACUGACCGUGAUCGGGUUAUUUGGGCUGGGUUUGACACGUUAGAGGACCAGGGAGAAGUCAUUCGGCAAGUACUUCUUCUAGGCUAUUGGUCCGGCUUCCAGGUUUGGGAUGUUGAUGAUUCAGAUAAUAUCUGUGACCUUGUUUCCAAACACGAUGGUCCUGUUUCUAUUAUGCAAAUGGUACCUAGUCCAACUGUAUCGAAGAGACUGGAGGACAAGUUUGCAGACAAGCGCCCAUUGUUGGCAGUAUGUGUGAAUGAUUUGUUGGUGGGGAGAGGCAAAAUACAAGAGGGGUUGGUUGCCACUUGCGACGUGGGCACUUUAAACCACCAUGACCAAGAGAAUGGAAACUAUCUGCCAUCAACUGUUCAAUUUUAUUCUCUGAGAUCCCAAUCAUAUGUUCAUACACUAAACUUUAGAUCAGUUGUUUAUUCUAUAAGAUGUAGUUCUCGAGUAGUUGCUGUUUCUCUAGUCACUCAGAUACACUGUUUUUCUCCCACAACUUUAUUAAGGGAGUAUAUUUUACAUACUAAUCCUGUAGUCAUGAGUUGUCCUGGUUCUGGAGGCAUUGGAUUUGGACCACUGGCAGUGGGUCCAAGAUGGCUGGCCUAUAGUGGAAGCGCUACUGUAAUAGCUUCUUCUGGGCGUGUCAGCCCACAGCAUUUAACACCUUCUGCAAGCUUUCCUGGCUUUUCUUCAAAUGGGAGCUUGGUUGCACACUAUGCCAAAGAGUCUAGCAAGCAUCUUGCUGCUGGGAUUGUGAACCUUGGAGAUAUGGGGUACAAGAAACUUUCCAGUUACUGCUCAGAACUUCUCCCAGAAAACAGUGGUUCAAUACAAUCUGUGAAUUCAAGCACAAAAGGAAAUGGAAUCAUCCAUGGCCAUUCAACAGAUGUGGAAAGUGUUGGGAUGGUCAUUGUAAGAGAUAUUGUCAGUAAAAAUGUCAUUGCUCAAUUUCGGGCCCACAAGAGCCCCAUUUCAGCUUUAUGCUUUGAUCCUAGCGGCACCAUCUUAGUGACUGCUUCUGUUCAGGGGCAUAACAUUAAUGUUUAUAAGAUAAUGCCUGGAUAUGACAGAGUGUCAGCAUCUGAUGCUGGCUCUUCUUAUGUUCAUCUCUACAGGCUGCAACGUGGCAUAACAAAUGCAGUUAUUCAAGAUAUCAGUUUUGGUGUUGAUAGCAGGUGGAUUAUGAUUAGUUCUUCAAGGGGAACUAGCCAUCUGUUUGCUAUAAAUCCUCAAGGAGGACCUGUAAAUAUUCUAUCAUGUGACAAUAGUUUAACUGAAAAGGAUGGUUUGAGUGUUAUGCCUAAUCAGGCAGUUCAUUGGCCUUGUAGUUCAGCUGUAAAAAUUUGUAAACAGCAGAGCCUCUGUGCUGCUGGUCCUCCUAUCACACUCUCUGUUGUUAGCAGAAUUAGGAAUGGAUCUAAUGGCUGGAGAGGCACUGUAACUGGUGCCGCUGCAGCUGCAGCUGCGACAACUAGGUUGAGUUCCAUUUCUGGGGCUAUUGCUUCUUCUUUCUAUAACGUAGAAGGCAGAAGUACCUUGUGUGUUAAUGGGAACUAUUCCAAGGAAAAGUAUCAUCUGUUGGUCUUUACAUCCACAGGUUCAAUGGUACAAUAUGCUCUGCAGACAAUUAACUGUCAAGAUUCAGAUGUUUCUGGAGUAAUUCCUGCACAUGAGUCUGCCCCUGUGACUGAUGCGAAAGUAGUUAUUGAGCCUAUCAAGAAGUGGAAUAUAAGUUGUAGGCAUAGUUGGAGAGAGGGAGUAGAAAAUAUAGACAUUUAUGGAGAGAAUGGAGUUUCAGACAUCAAUAAAGUAUGCUCUGAGGAAGUAAAGGAUAAUAUCAUCAGCCCUAAAAUGAAGAAUGUAUCCAUGAAAUCGAAUCCACGUUCUGAGAAAGAACAUCAUUUGUAUAUUUCAGAAGCUGAACUGCAAAUGCAUGAAGCAAAGACUCAAUUGUGGGCAAAGACUGAGAUAUAUUUUCAUUCAGUGGCUAAAGAGGCUGGUUUGAUGAUGGAUGAAGAAGCUGCUUCUGGAGGGGAAUUUGAGAUUGAAAAGAUCCCGACUCGUGUGAUAGAAGCUAGGUCGAAAGACUUGGUUCCAAUUUUUGACUUUAUUCAGACUUCAAAAUUUCAACAUACAAGGACUCCUGCUGUGGAUAACAAGUUAAAUGAACAAGUUUUGCAUCAAAAUUCCAAGUUGUUUGAAAAGGGAAGGAUUCCACCCAGUAGUAGAUUUCCUGGUUGUAUGCCUAAUUCUGGUGGAAAUAUUGCUGAAUUGAAAAGUGGCAUUGAAGGAAAUGAGUGGGAUUAUGGUUUGAUUCCAGCAGAAGCAGAGGGUCUUGUAAAUAACAAUAACACCGUUAAACCAGAUACUAGGCCAGAGACUGUAAAUAAUAGAAGGGAGCACAUAAACAUGGAUGUUCAUCACAUGUUUGUAAAUAGCGACAGAAAAGGUCUGAAAUUGGAGAAUCACCAUGACGAAAAAGGAGAGGAAUUUGAUUGAAGGCAUGAAAUAUUCUUUCAUUUCUCACUGGAGGCUUUGUUAACUUUGUUGGUUAUGGUUGAAGAGGUAGAGAAGUUUGAGUUGUAAGGGCUUGACUUCCAUACCAAAAUGUGGAUAUUAUUACAUUGGGAUUCUUCUGUUGACUUUGUAAAUAACAGACAAAUUCAUAUCAUAAAUAAUUUGUUUUGAUGGAUUUAGUUCUUGUAAAUAGUAAACAUGUGUAAAGAAGGUAAGGAUGCAUGAAUAUUCGACUAAGGAUUCAAAAUCA